Messenger RNA from Lasiosphaeria miniovina, 879 nucleotides. RefSeq lists its product as uncharacterized. The record is from RefSeq and is a predicted model, not a curated record. The transcript is spliced from 2 exons. The annotation marks the transcript as partial. NCBI's taxonomy places the organism in Eukaryota, Fungi, Ascomycota, Sordariomycetes, Sordariales, Lasiosphaeriaceae.
GACUUCGAAUACGCCAAGUUCACCAAACCAAGUGAUUGGGAUAAGUGGUUAGAAGCGUUCAAGAAGAAGGCAGAACAUGCAGGAAUAUACGACUUCGUCAAUCCGAAUCACCGGCAACGACGACCUUGGCCUACUGAACCAGAACUACCACAAUUCGCCGACUUCCAGAAGAAAUCGUCACGGCGUGGAGGCAACAGCACCCACCGCAACGACGACAACGCACCGGAAAUAAUCAGGGACCAUGGAUCUAUCGCUCAAUCAGUCAGCCGCAGAGCAGCUCAAAGGCGUGCCGCUGCAGCUGCCAAAAGAUCACAAACCACCGGAAGGUCACAGAUUGAAGAAAGUGAUCACAACCCAGAUAUCGACAACGAUCAAAACGACGACGAUCCUCUAUCAUAUGAAGAUGAAGAUGAAGAGGAAGAGGAGGAAGAACCUGUACGCAACAGGGUUACGCAAUUCUCGGACCUUACGACAGUUGGCCAAGCAAAUUGGAAGAUUGCGUUCGAGCUGUACAAGGCCAACCUCAGUGUAUAUAACGCGAAGACCAAUGCCAGAUCAGCCUUUUCCAACUGGGUUUUCAAGAGUAUCGGUCCAAACUAUCAGCAUAUCACUAAAGGGCGCGAUCUUCCAGAAAUCUACCAGGCAAUCAAAGACCAAUGGCUACCCUUCCGAAAGAAUAUCGCGAAAGACGAUCGAAGGCUUAGCGAAUGGAUCACGCGAUGGCAGAAGCUGGUAAACGACGGUGUUGAGCACAAGAUUCCUCAGAUCGCCACACCAAGCUCAUGGUUCGAAGACCUUGUGGACGCUUUAAAGAAUACCACUAAUGGAAAGAUAUGGGUACUUGGAGAGCUUGCCACUCUGGAGGACGAUAUCCUUGAA